UGGUGGUGGUGUGUGCGCACAGAAAACAAAACAAAACUAGCACAUGCCAGAGAAAAAGAAUUUGACAAAUACAUUUUAGAGAUUCUCUCCCCAUAGGCCAGUUAUUCACAUGGUAAGAGUACACUCUUUUUAUGAAAGAAUGUGAGAAAGGCCAAAUUAAUUCUGUGCUUUAUCUGUGAAGCCAGGACAAGGGACAGUAGGCUAUAAUUUGUGAAUAUGUGUGCAUCCAGGGCAGAGAGAGAGAGAAAAGUGAGUACCUUCUCUGAUUAGGGCAUGUAAAAUGCUGCUUGCCCAAGGGAGCUUCCAAUGCCCUGCUGUGGUGCCCAGUUGGCAAAAGCAGAGUGUAUUAGAUGACCCCAGACAAAAGUUCUGCUGCGCUCCAGGUCCCAUUGGAUCCCCUGCUGGCGUGAGGACCCUGGACAUUUAAAUAUGAAUGAAUGGCAGAAAGGAAUGGUUCUGGAUUCUGUCAGGCAGAACAACCAGCUGUCUUAGGCAGCUCCUCUGCCCCAGACCCAGUCCCCUGACCUGUGCGAUCUACUGAGGACUUCCCUCAGCCCCACAUCAAGGCCAGGUGGGUGCUUACUCCAGAGUAGUGCGAGGUCAUGGGAGAGGACUUUGGGGGCACACUUUCCAAUCAUGUUACCUCAGUGAAUGGAGACAGUGCAUUUGGUUGGUUUGGAUUUUCCCUUCCAAAGAAGGAAGGUGAAACGGACUGAGCAGAGAAAGAUGAAAAGAAGUUAAAAAAAAAAGUAGAAGAAAAAGAAAGAAACCCCUAGACCAAAAGUGAACAGAAUUAGGAGCAUUUAUUGUAGAAAGGACUGAAGAAUCACCCCCCCCCCACACCCCCAGGGAAUGGCAGGAUUUGAAGAGAGGUGUGCGUGAGGGAGCAAGGAGCAGAAGGAAGGCAGCCUGUCAGAAACGGGCAGUCCCUCCUCCCCAGUCACAGCUCUUACUCACAGCCGCCCUCCCUCCCUCUCCAUUCACUCACUCACUUAGGGCCAAUCCGUGUUUCUCUCUCUCUCUCUCUCUCUCUCUCUCUCUCUCUCUCUCUCUCUCUCUCUCUCUCUCUCUCUCUCCCUCUCUCCCUCUCUCUCCCUCCCUUCCCUCCCUUCCCCCUCCCUUGCUCUCCCUCUCUUUCUCCCCCUCUCCCUCUGUCUUCUCUCCCCGUCUCUCCUUUCUCCCUGUCUCUCUCCCUCCCAUCCUCUCUCAGUCUCUGUCUCCCCCCCACCCUGUCUCUUCCUUCCUCCCUCCCUCUCUCCCUCCCUCCCUCUCUCCCUCCCUCCUUCCUUCUCUUUUACUCGGAGACAGUCAGAACUCUCCUCCCUGAGAGCCACAAACCUACAGCACUGACUGCAUUCAGAGAGGGAACCUGCAAACAAAACUUCACAGAAAACUUUUUGCUCUUGUUCCAGAGAAUUUGCUGAAGAGGAGAAGGAAAAAAAAAGUCCAAAAAAAAAAAAAAAAACAACCAAAAAACCAACAACAAAAAAAAAACCUGUGCGUGAGGGUAGGAGGAAAAGCAGGGCCUUUAAAGAAGGCAACCCUACGACUUUUGCUGCCAGGAUGCCCUUGCUUUGGCUGAGAGGAUUUCUGUUGGCAAGUUGCUGGAUUAUAGUGAGGAGUUCCCCCACCCCAGGACCCGAGGGGCACGGCGCAGCCCCGGACUGCCCGUCCUGUGCGCUGGCCACCCUUCCGAAGGAUGGACCUAACUCUCAGCCAGAGAUGGUAGAGGCUGUCAAGAAACACAUCCUAAACAUGCUGCACUUGAAGAAGAGACCCGAUGUCACCCAGCCGGUGCCCAAGGCGGCGCUUCUCAACGCGAUCAGAAAGCUUCAUGUGGGCAAAGUGGGGGAGAACGGGUACGUGGAGAUAGAGGACGACAUUGGCAGGAGGGCCGAAAUGAAUGAACUCAUGGAGCAGACCUCGGAGAUCAUCACCUUUGCCGAGUCAGGUACAGCCAGGAAGACACUGCAUUUCGAGAUUUCCAAGGAAGGCAGUGACCUGUCCGUCGUGGAGCGUGCAGAAGUCUGGCUCUUUCUGAAAGUCCCCAAGGCCAACAGAACCAGGACCAAAGUCACCAUCCGUCUGUUUCAGCAGCAGAAGCACCCACAGGGCAGCUUGGACAUGGGGGAUGAGGCUGAGGAAAUGGGCUUAAAGGGGGAGAGGAGUGAACUGUUGCUAUCAGAGAAAGUGGUUGACGCUCGGAAGAGUACCUGGCACAUCUUUCCAGUGUCUAGCAGCAUCCAGCGCCUGCUGGAUCAGGGAAAGAGUUCCCUGGAUGUGCGGAUUGCUUGUGAGCAGUGCCAGGAGAGUGGUGCCAGCCUAGUGCUCCUGGGCAAGAAGAAGAAGAAAGAAGUGGAUGGAGAUGGGAAGAAGAAAGAUGGAAGUGAUGGAGCAGUGGAAGAGGAAAAGGAACAAUCACAUAGACCUUUCCUCAUGCUUCAGGCUAGGCAGUCCGAAGACCAUCCUCACCGCAGGCGUAGGCGGGGCUUGGAGUGUGAUGGCAAGGUCAACAUCUGCUGUAAGAAACAAUUCUUUGUCAGCUUCAAGGACAUUGGCUGGAAUGACUGGAUCAUUGCUCCCUCUGGCUAUCAUGCCAACUAUUGUGAGGGUGAGUGCCCAAGCCACAUAGCAGGCACCUCUGGGUCCUCUCUCUCUUUUCACUCAACAGUCAUCAACCACUACCGCAUGAGGGGUCAUAGCCCCUUUGCCAACCUUAAGUCAUGUUGUGUGCCCACCAAGCUGAGACCCAUGUCCAUGCUAUAUUAUGAUGAUGGUCAAAACAUCAUCAAAAAGGACAUUCAGAACAUGAUUGUGGAGGAGUGUGGCUGCUCCUAGAGUUGCCAGGUCCCAGAGGAAAUGGAUCUAGAAAGUCCAGAGAAGACAGUGGCAAAAUGAAGAAAAAUAUAAGAUACCUGAAUUAAACAAAACAACCAGAAAAAUAGAAAUAAAAAACCCCACAAAAACAAAAACUAGACUGAAAACAAAACCUUAUGAAACAGAUGAAGGAAGUUGUGGAAAAAUAUCCUAAGCCAGGGCUCAGAGAUGAAGCAGUGAAGGAAACAGGGAUUGGGAGGAAAAGAGAGAAUGGUGUACCCUUCAUUUCUUCCAAAACCAAACUGAUGGCAUCAGUUUUAUCCAAACUGGGUAUUGUCCUCUCUCCUGCCUCUUGCGGUUCCCUUGUGAGCCUGGAAGUCUACUUGUCUAUUCUGCAGUAAUGUGGGCUAGCACAACCCAAAUAAUGUCUAGAAAGCCAUGAGUUUUAAAGGGCCAGUCCCACCCAGAUACCCAGGUCAUAAGUAUGUCUAUGUGACACUAUCUCUGUAUUUCAGCGUGUACAUACACACGCACAGGCACACACACAUACAAACACACACACACACACACACACACACACACACACACACACACACACACGCACGCACGCACGCACGCACUCACACAUACAUACACGACACACAGAGGUAUUUCCACACACCACAUGCAUACACAUACUGGUAAAAGAAUAAUUCUGUGCAGGUGGUCACAUUUUCUUUUCUGUACCACUUUUGCCACAAGACAAAAUCAACAUAAAACAUUGAGAACAGGAAUGGAAAGAGUGAAAGAUCAAGGAAAAAAGAAUACCAAGUUACAUUUCGUUAAGGUGCUUAUGAUCUUAGAACUAUGCAACCUAAUAGGUUUGAAACUGUUUACCUGAAAGAGGACAAAAAGAGAGACUUUUUUGUAUUGGGAGUAACCUGAUUAAUUUUUAUUUUCUUCAAGGAGAGAUACUUGAAAGGAAUAUGUUUGUCCAUCUGUUGGAUUCAAACAUUUCUAUAUUUUGUAAAUGUUGUUUUUUUAUCGUUUACUAUUUGCACUACAAUGGUGUUUGACCUGUCUAAUCCUUAUUUAACAAGUAUUUUCUUUGGGUGGGGGUGGGGGUGGGGUUUAAGAGCUGCACUUCAUGUGAGCUAUAAAAGAACUGCUACAGCACACAAAAUAGCUAUUUUUAUUAUUAUAAUUAUAAUUAUUAUUAUUAUUUUGUACCUUAAAAAUAGACACAUACACCAAAGACAUUUGUGUGAGCCUUUAAACAGUCUGUCUGUGGUUGGUAUUGUUCACCAUCAAUGAGUCAGGGGUCAAGAUUUAAGGUCGAGUUAGGUGGGUUGGGUUCAGGCUUAAGAGACCUGAGAGGUUGGGUUUUGACUCUUUUUACAUCCAUGAAACAGGAUAUUUCAUACUGGAUGUACAGUAGUGUACACUGUUGGAUUAUCAAGUUCAAAUUCAUGAGACUACAUGCUUGUAUGUGUAUAUAUACAUUGCUUGUGCAUACGCAUACCUGUGUGUAUAUAUACAUGUAUUGUACCAUGUCCAUACACAUUUUAAGCACUUCAGGCUGUCAUUUUUUUAAAUGUUCUUAAAACAAUGAAUGUUUGUGUGCAAAACACAGUAUUUUUAAGAAGGAUAAGUGAUAGAUUUUUCUUGCUUUUACUCUGUAUUAGGUGGGUACAUUUCAAAUAUUUGGAUGGGAAAAAGCCUGUAAAUCCCAGUGAGUAUCCAGCGAGGCCCUCUUUAAAUGUACAAGAUAAAAUCCCCCCUCUUUCUCACCCCUGCUCCCUACAAGUUAUCCCCUGUGGGGAAAACGGGAUGUUAAUAAAAACAGUGGGCUGAGUUUUUUCGACUUAUAUUUAUUAUUUAUUGGAAUCAAUCUUAAAUCAGAAACUUUUUCGGAAAAAAUAUCUCUAGGCUAGAAUAAAAGUUCUUUUUUUUUUUAAUAGUGUUGUUACUACUUAAAUAAUAAAACAAGCAGGAAAGUAUUUAAGACAGUGGAAGUUAAGGGAGAGAGUACUUAGGAGCCAGGGAGUAGGGUAGUUGUUCAAAUCUCUAAUAUUUUAUUUUACAGCCCAAAAUCUUGAUGUGUAAGUUUGUAUUUUUCAGAGGCAAAACUGAAAAGAUUGUCUUAUAAAUAUCAAAUACAUGCUUAAACCCAAGUUUCUAAUUUAGUCCAGUGUUUUGCUUGUCUAAAACAGCUAAUAAAUUAUUCAUUUAUGUAUUUAAAAUACAGAGCCUUAUUUUUACGGACUUGUUUGAAGUUUGAAAACUUUAUAAAAAUGAAAAACUCUAAUUGAGAAAAACUAUAUUCCUCAGUAUUUUAUAAAAUAUUAAAACUUUUAGCAUUAAUUCAGUCCAUAGAUUAAAGUCAUUGUAGGAAAAUGAAAUAAAAGUGAGAAAUUAAAUCUUACAAAAGCUGGUUUAACUCUCAAAAAGCCCUAAGUCAAUAUAUAUUAUAUAUACUAAGUCAAUAUACAUUAUCAUAUUAGGCUGUAUGUAGGCAAUCUACUUUAGUCUUGUUACUGGGCAAACAUACUCACUGUGUUCCAGGGGCCCUCCCUGUCUUAUGCAGGAAAUGCAUGUACUGCAUAAGAAAUAAAUUAUAAUUAAGGUCCAUUGACCUUGGAGAUCUUGCAUGUGGGGACAGAUGGCAUGGUGUGGAAAAUUGAGGGGAAGUAGAUGGCCAGGUUCAACUUUGCCAAUUUUUAUGAAAAACUUUAGAGCCCUCUGAACUGUUUCCUUGGUACCGGAACUAAUACUGGGACCUAUAGAAAUAGUGUGUAGAGGUCUACUGUGCCAUAUCAGAAACUAUCUAGACCAUGGGAAGAGCAGGAUUUAUGAAACUACUAAUUAUAGUUCUUGUUCAUCUGAGAUGAAUGUGUAAUCUUUUAAAGCCCUUUAAAUUCUAGAUGUACUGGGGGUAAGCUUGUGUUUAAUUAGUAACCAUAGUAAUUAAAUCUAGAAAAAAAAAUGAAUUCCACAGGACAGUGUAUUAAUUGGGGAUCAAGUGACUUGGUUGUCACAUACCAAUAAACCACAUCUGAGCUCAUCAAAUUUGUAUGGCCUUGCAAUAGAAUUUAAAUUUGUGAACAUCUUUAAGCAUAUUAGAUAUUAUUUUGCUAUAGUUAGCACUCCCAGAAAACACAAUGUCUUGUGAACAACUGGUCCUUUCAAAUGGCUAUUCAGUCCAAAAUCAAAAAGCUUUUACUGUCUAACAUCUUAGUUUCUGCGUGGUAUACUUUACCUAGCAUUAGAGUGGCUCUUUCUAGUCUCCUCAAUUUCUCUAGGAUAAUUGUUAAGUACCUGCCCACAUGAAUUCCAGAAGUUAUGAAGAGCAUCUGUGCUCAGUAUCUCUUUAAAAAUUAAAUACUUUGUGAGCUUAAUUGACAUUUCCCCCACCAAAAGUAAGGCAAAUUCCAGCACAAUGACUGAGAUUUUCUUAUCCUAGAAGACCAGCCAAUUUCAUGUUCAUUUAAGAUUGAUUCCACACUCCUUUGUCAAGGAGAGGUCUUGCAUUUUCCUAAAUGACAGAAUAAGCAAAAUUGUUUCACAUUUGCGGGACUGAACUCAAGAGGUGACUUAAAAAAAAAAAAAAGAAUAGACAUGCCUCAAUUGUAGUAAACAUAAAUUUAAAUGAUUGUGGUCACUUGAAAAAUAUGAUUUCCUAUGGGCCUUUUGGCAAUUUCUCUUUCCAAUGUAGAGAAAAGCUCAAUCACCCCCAAAGCCCACAUAAGUGAAACUUGUAGAUGUGGGCAGGAGGUUUUGGGGAUGAACACUGUAUGUGUUUCAAUUAAACCCUGUCACACAGAGAAGUUAUUGGAAGGCUCAGAGAUAAUGAAUGCUAAGAUGCUGUUCACAUCUUCAAGAGCAGAAUCACAUGUCUCAGCUAUAUUAUUAUUUAUUUUUAUGCAUAAAGUGAAUCAUUUCUUCUGUAUUAAUUUUCAGUGGGUUUUACCCUCUAUUUAAAUGCUUUGAAAAACAGUGCAUUGACAAUGGGUUGAUAUUUUUCUUUAAAAGAAAAAUAUAAUUAUUAAGCCAAGAUAAUCUGAAACCUAUUUUGUUCUAAAACUUUUUAUGUUACGUGGUUGAUGUUUGUUUGUUUUUAUUUUUAUUUUGUGAGUUCUUUUGCAUACUAUAUGCAAUUCUUUAACCAAUGUCUGUUUGGCUAAUGUAAUUAAAGUUGUUAAUUUAUAUGAGUGCAUUUCAACUAUGUCAAUGGUUUCUUAAUAUUUAUUUUGUAGAAGUACUGGUAAUUUUUUAUUUACAAUAUGUUUAAAGAGAUAACAGUUGGAUAUGUUUUCAUGUGUUUAUAGCAGAAGUUAUUUAUUUCUAUUCCAUUCCAGCGGAUAUUCUGGUGUUUGCGAGGCAUGCAGUCAUUAUUUUGUACAGUUAGUAGGCAGUAUUCAGCAAUGCCUGAUAGCUUCUUUGGCCUUAUGUUAAAUAAAAAGACCUGUUUGGGAUGUA
Peromyscus californicus insignis is the source of this 7275-nucleotide messenger RNA. RefSeq names its product inhibin subunit beta A (gene Inhba). The coding region runs from base 1564 to 2838 and encodes 424 amino acids. Gene Ontology annotation, molecular function: cytokine activity; growth factor activity; hormone activity. NCBI's taxonomy places the organism in Eukaryota, Metazoa, Chordata, Mammalia, Rodentia, Cricetidae. The record is from RefSeq and is a predicted model, not a curated record. The transcript is spliced from 2 exons. Gene Ontology annotation, biological process: BMP signaling pathway; SMAD protein signal transduction. Gene Ontology annotation, cellular component: extracellular region.